AUGCGACACUAUAAACUGGUUUUGUUUGUAGUUAACGCUGCAGAAUCAGACAAGAGAGAUUUGAUGACGGAACUUGACACAAUGAAGCAGCUAAAACCACAUCCCCACGUCAUCAAACUUCUGGGAUGUGUUACAGAAUCUGAGCCGCUGCUGGUGUUAAUAGAAUAUGUUCCUUUUGGAGACCUGCUGGGUUACUUGAGAAAGAGCCGUGGAUUAAAUGACACUUACUACAAAGACCCGGAUAUAAAACCACAAACAAACUUGAGGUCACAACAACUGAUGAAGUUCGCUUGGCAAUUCGCUGAUGGAAUGAGUUACUUGUCGUCGAAAUCUAUCAUCCACCGAGACCUCGCAGCUCGUAAUGUGUUGGUCGGGGAGGAUGAAACAUGUAAAGUUACAGAUUUUGGAAUGGCAAGAAAUGUGCAAGAGGAAAAUAUCUAUGAGAGAAGGACAAAGGGUCGUCUUCCAGUAAAGUGGACUGCAUAUGAGGCGCUGUUAUAUGGAAAAUAUACAACCAAAAGUGAUGUGUAAGUCUUGUGAA
Messenger RNA from Stylophora pistillata, 541 nucleotides. Its product is annotated as proto-oncogene tyrosine-protein kinase receptor Ret-like. Gene Ontology annotation, molecular function: ATP binding; transmembrane receptor protein tyrosine kinase activity. Lineage: Eukaryota; Metazoa; Cnidaria; Anthozoa; Scleractinia; Pocilloporidae. Gene Ontology annotation, biological process: cell surface receptor protein tyrosine kinase signaling pathway; positive regulation of kinase activity; protein phosphorylation. The record is from RefSeq and is a predicted model, not a curated record. Gene Ontology annotation, cellular component: plasma membrane; signaling receptor complex.